Neltuma alba is the source of this 2183-nucleotide messenger RNA. RefSeq names its product transcription repressor KAN1-like. Gene Ontology annotation, biological process: abaxial cell fate specification; regulation of DNA-templated transcription. The transcript is spliced from 6 exons. Gene Ontology annotation, cellular component: nucleus. Lineage: Eukaryota; Viridiplantae; Streptophyta; Magnoliopsida; Fabales; Fabaceae. The coding region runs from base 613 to 1965 and encodes 450 amino acids. Gene Ontology annotation, molecular function: transcription cis-regulatory region binding. The record is from RefSeq and is a predicted model, not a curated record.
CCCUUAUUGCUCCUCUUUCUUCAUCGCCUUCACCUUGCUUAUUCUAGUAGUGUCAUUUUCCGAGAUAUACUCCCCAGGACAACAGCCUCCCAAAUCCACCCCCUCCUCUCUCUCUGUGUUUUUCACUUUCCAUUCCUUUUUCCUUCCUCUCCCUCCUCCUCCUCCUCAGUUCAGUCCCUUCCCCUUCUUCUUCUUCGGAAGGAAUUCGUAAAGGCGGUCUUCAUAUUCAGUACUUCUGUGUUGAGUUUGUUUAAUUCCUUUGUUUCUUGUUGCCUAUCUCUCUCUCUCUCUCUCUCUCUCUCUGAGUCUUCUUCUCCUGCAAAGCCAUCAGAUAUUCUUUUUCUGAGAGUGCAGAAAGAAGAAAAGCAAAAGAGAGAGGGAGCAGCAACCAAUCUUCCCCUCCUCAAGUGUGAAUAUUAUCGCAGUCGUAUCGAGUCUCAUUUAGCUUGUCAAUUACUAUUGCACUUUGCUUUUCUGUUUGUUUCGUAUCAGAUUUAUUCUUUUCUACACAAAUAAAAAGCCAAAUCUCUCCUCUCUCUCUCUCUCUGAUAUAUUUAUAUAUUCUGUAACAAAGAGGAGCCUUCCAUCAAGCUUUGUUCCUUUUAAAAGAAGAUGCCCUUGGAAGCAGGGAUUUUCAUUGAGCCUCCACCUGCUUCUUCUUCUUCGUCGACCUCUGCUCCUCCUGAUCUUUCUCUUCACAUAAGCCCUCCAUCAACUUCUUCUUUGAUUUGCAGCAACAAUAACUAUGAAGCUCGGCACUACAGUACUAAUAAUUCUUCUUCAAACUCUAAUUUCUCUUCUUCUUUAUCUGCUCCUCGCUUUCAUGCCCAAACUGAACUCUCACUGGGAAGCAAUUUUGCUUGUGCAACGCAAGAACCAGUGACCCACCAUAGCAAAAAUAACGGCAACGCGAACCCUUAUUUUCAGACCCCCCACCAUCACCAUUUUCUUCACCGCCAGAUUAAUCCCAAUAAUAUGAAUAACUAUGGAGUAUCAUUGCUUGAUGUGUCUCCUUCUUCUUCGCCGGACGGAUUGAGGCCCAUCAAAGGGAUUCCGGUGUAUCACAACCGUUCGUUCCCUUUCUUGCCGGUGGACCAAAACUACAAGGAUAAUCAUCAUCAUCAUCAGCAGCAGCAGCAGCAAGCCAGGAUGUGCUUUUACAAUCCUUCUUUCCCUUCUUCUUCUUCUUCGUCUCCUUCGGGUUCUCCGUACAUGGCGGUGGCUGCCGGGGGGUUGGAUCCCGUGUCGGCGGCGGCGUAUAGGGGGGGUGGCACCGGCAGGUUUAAUGGGAUUUCUGGAGACGCUUUCAAAUCUCAUCAUCAUCAGUAUGGGAUGGUCGGGCCAUCUUCUUCACAUGACGCGUCUCCCAGUAGUGGGCUCAUGAGAUCCAGAUUCUUGCCUAAGUUUCCCACUAAACGCAGCAUGAGAGCUCCCAGAAUGCGGUGGACCACCACCCUCCAUGCUCGGUUCGUUCACGCCGUCGAGCUUCUCGGCGGCCAUGAAAGAGCGACUCCGAAAUCAGUUCUAGAACUGAUGGAUGUGAAGGAUCUUACAUUAGCUCAUGUCAAAAGCCAUUUACAGAUGUAUCGAACUGUUAAGACCACUGACAAGCCUGCAGCCUCUUCAGGCCACUCGGAUGGAUCUGGAGAAGAUGACAUAUUUGCAGAUCAAAGAGGAAGCAGAACAGAUCGAUCAGCACAGCAAGAUAUGGACUACUCUUCUACAACCACCACUCUAUGGAGCAAUUCUUCAAGUAGUAGAGAGCCAUGGCUUCAAAAUAGUACCAAGGAGACGGAUAGUCUAAGACCUGCCUUGCAGACACCACCAUUAUCAUCAUCAGGGCAUCAAAUUCAGGAGUGUGAUUCAAGGCAAAUGAAGGACAACAACAUAUCAUGCAUUAAUUUGGAGUGCAAGAACCCAAGCUUGGAGUUUACGUUAGGAAGACCAGAUUGGAAUGGCAAAUGACAUGCCUAAUUAAUUAAUAAUUUUGAUUAUUAAUUAUGAGUUUAUUAUUACCUCUCAAUCCAUAUCAUUCAUCCAAAUUAUAUAUACUAGUCUUUAUGCUUUUCAUCAUCAUCAUCAUCAUAAUCUUUCAUGAUUUAAUGGAGAGGGCGAGUUACAUAUAUAUCAUUUGGCUCCAACUGGAGAAAGAUCAAUUAAGGGGCCUCAUACUUUUAUAUAUA